Pochonia chlamydosporia 170 is the source of this 3744-nucleotide messenger RNA. Its product is annotated as Stem cell self-renewal protein Piwi. The transcript has 5 exons. Gene Ontology annotation, molecular function: protein binding; RNA binding. The record is from RefSeq and is a predicted model, not a curated record. Lineage: Eukaryota; Fungi; Ascomycota; Sordariomycetes; Hypocreales; Clavicipitaceae. Bases 1 to 3744 code for a protein of 1247 amino acids.
AUGGCCCACGAACUCGACGACGUUAGCCACAACUUGGCCAAGCGGUAUCAAGAGAUGGAUUUGGCAAGCGCGAAUGCCCGAUCAUCUGGGAGCUCUAAGAAAGGCUUUAGCCAGGAUGAUCAGUUAAAGGGACUCUUCCGAUCAUUUACUGACAGGGUUGUGUCUGGAGGUAUGGUCAAAACACAUAGCCAUGUGGAAAUUGAUAGAAACAAGCUAACAGACAACGCAUCGAACCAGGGUCAAGAACAACAGGAGACAGGGGAUCCGGAAGAUCUGAAAGCUCUAGCCCGUCUGAACGGCGACGACAGACAUUACCUAGAUGUCGACGGUGCUGUUGUUGAGAUUACUGAUGAUGGACGUUUCAUUCGCAACGGCGUAGACCUGGGGGUUGAUGGACGCCAGCUCGACUUGCAUGUUGAGAGGCGUCGACGACCUCAGCAAUCUCAGCAACCCCCGCAACUUGUGCAACCUCACAGGCAACCUCAGCAGCAUCAAAGGCCUCAACAGUUUCAACAACCUCGGCAGUCAGGGCAGAAUCUUCCUGGUGAAAUGCAGCGAAUAGUAGCGGCCCUGGAAGGGGGUCCCGACUUUGACGUGAACGAGCUUCGAUUCCAGCAACAGGAAUGGGAUUUCUUGAAGGCGGAGAAUGCACAAAGGCUGCACAAUGAUACCUUUUACUGGCUACAAACUCCCCUAACCUCACCACCUAUCGACAUACAUACUCUAAACUCCACGCUUAUGACUGACCGGGGCGGGAGAGGCGGCCGUGGUGGAGCCUUCCGUGGUGGGGGCAGAGGAGGCCGUGGAGAUCGUGAAGGAAGCUUCCAAGGAAGCUUUCGAGGCGGCCGAGGAGGUGGUCGCGGAGGUGCACCACCAAACGACUCCAGAUCUAAAGUCUUCAGUAUCGAAGGUAAAAUUCCUGCCCCUGAUGAGGCUGUUACCAAGCUGGAAGAUGAGAUUAUCGCCAAACAAAAAUCAGAAGUCAAGGAACUUACUGCCAAAAUGGGCGCACUCGCCGUUAGGCAAAAAGAAUACAGCCUUGAGACGUUUCCAGAGAGGCCAUCGUUUGGCUCUGCUGGGAGACCCGUUGUGGUGUGGGCCAACUACUUCCCAGUCGACUUCAAAAUACCCAUUGUAUACAAGUACGUCCUCCACGUAACUGAAGAAACGACUUCUACUGCUAAGGGCAACCCGACGACGGAGACCAAGGAUGUUAAGGGCCGAAAGCUUCAUCUUGCCGUACAACAUGUUUUGAAGGAGUUGGCCACCAGAAACAAGAAUGUAGCCUUGGCAUCCCAGUUCAAAAAUCAGAUUCUUUCUGUGAAACGACUGAGCAUACCCAGCAACCCCAUGCGCAUUGUCAUCCCAGCUGAGAAUGAAGGCGAAGACCCCAACGUCGUUAGUGUCUUAAUUGACGCGCCUACCGAGGUCAAUAUAUCUAAAAUGACCUCCUACGCCCAAAGCAUGGACGAUAAGGGCGACAGAAAUACGUACCCAAAGUUUCCUGAGGUUAUUGAUGUCUUGGAUAUUAUCCUGGGCCAUAAUGCUCGGUCCAAACUAGGGGAAAUCACAGCCAUCGGAGGAUCGCGUUUCUUUCCAUUCAACAAACAUGAAACUACCGCCAGUCUGGCACAGGACUAUCGCUCUCUCAUUGCUGCGCGCGGGUUCUUUCAAUCGGCUCGACUGGCAACUGGCCGCCUUUUGCUAAACACCAAUGUCACACACGGCGUGUUUAGGGUUUCUGGGAAACUAGACCAAGUCAUGAGCAACCUCAAUAUUCGCCAAGUUGGCCCUAAAGAUGAUCACAGGCUGAAGAGGCUUGUUGCUGCCUUUGCCAAGUUCUUACCCAAGACCAAGGUUUGGGUGACCUUCACUACUGAGAAUGGAACCAAAGUCCGAAGAAGCAAGACUCUUCACGGCAUCGUGACCAAGCUUACACUGAGAACGGCUGAGGGUGUUAAACGACCGGCCGUCGAAGGAGCGCCCGAAUUUCCAGGACCUAAACAGAUCAGCUUUUGGCUGCAGGAGAAAGAGCAGUACAUCACUGUCUACGAUUACUAUAAACAGAAGUACGGCAUGAAUCUCAGAGAUUUUCCAGUUCUGAAUCUCGGCACGGCCAAACGUCCAACAUUCUAUCCUGCCGAAGUUCUUGAGAUUCAGCCCGGUCAAAGCGUCAAGGCCAAGCUGACGGGCGACGAGACCACAGCGAUGCUCGCGUUUGCAUGCCGAACUCCUUACGAAAACGCGCUGUCCUUGUCUCAAGAUGCUCGGGAUGUUCUUGAGUACGACAACAACACGACUCUUAAGAAGUUCGGGGUCUCUGUUGGUGAAAGCCUUGCCACUGUCAACGCUAGAGUUCUAAACGUGCCCGCGGUAGCAUAUAUUGAUGCUACUAAGAAAAAGGUCGCGGUAACACCUUUCAACGGGUCAUGGAACAUGAAGUCAGUUAGAAUCUUCAAGAGGGGUAAUCCAAUCUCGAGAUGGACCUACAUGAACGUGGUUGGCUCUGAACAUGACAAAAUGGUAGGCGAGGGUACCAUGAAGGAAUUCGCGACAUUCAUGGCCGACAACAUGGGUGUCAAUAUCGCCAAAGCGCCUAUCAAGCCUCCCAAGGAUUACAUGAUCAAGACCAGCGCCCAGGGGCUAGGCCUGUCUAACUUCUUUAAAUGGGCUACGGGUCAAAAAAUCCAGUACAUCAUGUUCAUUCUUGGCCAAAAGGACAGCGGUGCUCUAUAUGCCCAGAUCAAGCGCUUCGGAGAUUGUGACCACGGCAUACACACGAGCUGUCACGUAGCCAAGCACUUGUUCAAGGAGAAAAAUUUCUCCUACUACACCAAUGUCGGGCUGAAAGUCAACCUCAAGUCCGGUGGCGUGAACCACAAGCUCAACAACGAAUUUGGUCUCAUUAAGGAAGGCAAGACGAUGCUGGUGGGCUACGAUGUCACUCACCCUACCAACAUGAACGUGGUACCGGGCAAAGAACCACCAAGUCUUGUCGGUCUCGUCGCCUCCGUUGACCAAGAUCUCGCACAGUGGCCCGCCGUGGCAUGGCAGCAAAAGGCCAAGCAAGAAAUGCUCGGCAGCCCACUCACCGACGCCUUCAAGUCCCGCCUGCGCCUAUGGCAAGCUAAGAACGCCAACAGACUGCCCGAGAACAUUGUCAUUUUCCGUGAUGGUGUUUCGGAAGGCCAGUUUGUACAAGUCCUAGAGACGGAGCUGCCUAUGAUUAGAGAAGCAUGCCGCAGCAUGUACACCGUGAAGCAGCCCAAGCUGUCUAUCAUCGUGUCUGUAAAACGACAUCAAACAAGGUUCUACCCGACCAGCCCGGGUGAAAUGUCUCGCUCGGGCAAUAUCAAGAACGGCACAGUUGUCGAUCGCGGCGUCACCCUCGCCAAGUGCUGGGACUUUUACCUCACCGCCCACGACGCCCUACAGGGAACUGCUCGGCCAGCCCACUAUACCGUCCUACUCGAUGAGGUCUUCAUAUCCAAGUAUGGCGACCGAGCGGCAGACGAGCUAGAGGGCAUGACCCAUCAGCUCUGCUACCUGUUUGGGCGGGCUACAAAGGCCGUGAGCAUUUGCCCCCCCGCGUACUACGCUGAUAUUGUGUGUGAGCGUGCCCGCGCCCAUCUCCCCGAAUAUGACGCGAGUGAUGUGGAAAGUACGAGUGCGUCGACCGAGUCAUCAACCGGAGUAGCGAGACAAGUGCAUCCAUUGCUCAAGGACACGAUGUACUACAUGUAA